Molecule: messenger RNA, 2190 nt
Organism: Haplochromis burtoni (Burton's mouthbrooder)
Lineage: Eukaryota; Metazoa; Chordata; Actinopteri; Cichliformes; Cichlidae
Product: interferon-inducible GTPase 5
Exons: 2
Coding region: 124-1242 (372 amino acids)
Cellular component (GO): membrane
Molecular function (GO): GTP binding
Source: RefSeq, a predicted model, not a curated record
GCUGGAAACAAAGACGAAGAAACUUUCAAGAUUAUAUGGUGAUGAAGGAUUUAUGAUAUCAUCUGUAUUCAGAGAUGAGAGUGCAGUGAUUCUAACUGCUUUUUCUUUUAUUUAAGGGUCCACAUGGAGGCUGUACUUGCUUCAGUUAAAAAUGAUCUGAUGAACAAUGACACUGCUGCAGCAGUAGAAAAGAUUCAAAGAUAUUUAAAAGAACCAGAUAAUAUUCCACUAAAAAUCGCCAUCACAGGAGAAUCUAAAUCUGGUAAAUCCACCUUUGUUAGUGCCUUAAGAGGCAUAAAGAGCAUUGGUGAUGAAGAUGAAGGCGCUGCACCCACUGGUGUUACAGAAACCACCUCAGAGGUCACAGAGUACCUCCAUCCAAACUAUCCCAAUGUUACUUUAUGGGAUCUUCCUGGAAUCGGCACCACCAAGUUUCCAGCUAAGAAGUACCUGGAGCUUGUUGGAUUUGAGAACUUUGACGUCUUCAUCAUCGUCUCAGCUGAUCGCUUCAGAGAAAAUGACGUGAAACUUGCAAAGGAGAUUCAGAAGAUGAAGAAAAAGUUAUACUUUGUUCGCUCAAAGAUUGACAACAACAUACGUGAUGAGGAAAGAAAGAAAGACUUCAGUAAAGAGGAGACUCUUAGAAAAAUCAGAGACGACUCUGUUCAAGGUCUUCAGAAAGAAGGUUUUGAGUCUCCACAGGUCUUCCUGGUGUCCAGCUUUGAGCCUCACAUUUAUGAAUUCUCUAAAUUACAACAGACUUUAGAGAGAGAACUUCCUGCACACAAGAGUCUGCUGCGUGCCAUGUCCAACAUCAACCAGGAGAUCAUCAACAAGAAGAAAGAAGCUUUUCAGUCCAGAAUAAAAUACUACUCUCUGUCUGCAGCUGUAGCAGCUGUAGCAGCUGUUCCAGUUCCUGAGCUGUCUGUUAAUGUUGAUGACAGCAUGAUGCUUUCAGUUGUCACAGAUUAUGUAACUGGGUUUGGUCUUGAUAAGCAGUCUCUGGAGAAACGUGCUGCCAGCUCAGGUGUGUCAUAUGAUGAUUUGUGUGCUGUCAUCAAGUCAGAACUGGCUAAAAUACCUGCAGAGUUCUUCAAGAAAACGUUUAUCUCAGUUCAAGGUAAAGCUGCAUUAAUGGAAGCAGGGAAAGUAUCCAGAAAUUCUUUCCUAUUUGUAACUGCAGCAUCAAUGGGUAUCUCUUUUACAACAACCUACUUCACUCUGAGUUAUUUCCUCAUCUAGCUUUCUGAUGAUGCUCAGAGGGUGUUUAACAGAGCUCUGGGUGUGAACAUAUCAGUGUGAUUACUAUAAAGUAAAGUAGCUACUAGUUACAUUUUAAGCUGCAGUGUGCAAACAAGCUUUGAUUUUUUUUUAAACAAUUACAGAAUCAUUCACUGAUUUCAAUUUGACUCAUUUCAGUGAACAGUAAGCAUCCUGGUACAGCUGAUCUGUGUAUCAGAUGCCUCAGCAAGACUCAUUUCCUCUCAUCAGAGCAGAAACAACAUAGUAACUGUUUUCCCCUCAUCACAUUAAUACAGAAACAAGUGUGAUCUUAUUUUUCAUAAACUGUGUACUGUGGAGAAGAGCUACUGGAUUGAUGCUGUGAUGCUUUUUAAUUAUUUGGUUAAUUUUUAAUGUCAACAUUUUGUGCAAAUCAGAUCAAAUAAUGAAAUUGGUUUUGCUAUAUUAUAUCACCAUGCCGUAUCUUCCACCAUAAUAAAUACUGAGUUAUGCAGAAUGUAUGAUGUCAUGUGAUAAGCAGAGGUGUGUGGAACAGAAACUGCUCUGUGGUGUUUGUGUUGACUGUAUAUUGUGUUCACUGCCCUCCAGUGGUCGCAGUGAGGAGCUACAACAAUAAUAAUACAGUUAUGAACUCUGUUUAUCACCAUCAUUCUCUUAUUAUUAAUAAAGUGCAGCAUUAGCAUUAUUUAUGACCCUUAAAAAACAGAUUCCAAACAACACAUUAUAACACCGGGUGAGUUAUUCUAGUCUGUGUAUAUGUGUAGUAGACAAAAUAUUAGAAACACUGGUGAGCACCUAAACACUGAGCUUCAUCAUGAUUGGGUUAAAAGUAAAACACAAAAGUCCCCACACCAAUUUCUCAAUUUGUCAGAAUGCAUGUGGAUAAUACAAAUCUAUAACAACUGAAAACUAAACUGAAUGACUUUAAGAGCUUGUUCAGAAAAUGAU